Candidula unifasciata is the source of this 1668-nucleotide messenger RNA. The record is from the annotation of a GenBank genome assembly. Lineage: Eukaryota; Metazoa; Mollusca; Gastropoda; Stylommatophora; Geomitridae.
AUGGGGGACUACUACAUCGGAGUGGAUGUCGGCACUGCCAGUGUCAGAGCUUGUGUAGUUGAUGUCAGUGGCAAGAUCCUCUCUGUGGCUGUGAAAGGGAUCACAGUCUGGAACCCAAGGCCUGAUCAUUAUCAGCAGUCAUCAGAGGAAAUCUGGAGUGCUGUUGUGUACACUGUCAGGGCUGUCAUAUCUGAGGCAAAGGUCAAACCUGAGAGGAUUGUGGGAAUCGGAUUUGAUGCAACUUGUUCCUUGGUUGUUCUUGGGGACAGGUUUCAGCCAGUCACUGUGUCUUUGGAUGGUGAAGAAAGCCAAAACAUCAUUAUGUGGAUGGACCAUAGAGCUCAGAAAGAAGCAGAUGUGAUUACUGCAACCAGGCAUAGUGUUCUCAAGUCAGUCGGGGGGAUAAUGUCUCUUGAAAUGCAGCCUCCAAAACUGAAAUGGCUCAAACAAAACAUUCCAAGUACCUGGCAGCGGGCUGCACAUCUAUUUGACCUGCCAGAUUUUCUGACAUGGCGAGCAACUGGCAGUCUCAGUCGGUCGCUGUGUUCUCUUGUUUGUAAGUGGGGCUUCCAGGCCGACAGCGAUGGCAGGCUUUGCUGGGACGAUGACUUUCUGGCUCUCAUAGACCUCGGGGAUCUCACAGAAAACAACCAUUCCAAGCUUGGUAACCUUCAGCAAGAUGUCGGCUCCCCUUGUGGGUCUGGCUUGUCCAACCAGGCAGCUGAAGAACUUGGCCUUAUCCCCGGAACACCUGUAGGAACAUCCAUGAUUGAUGCACAUGCUGGGGCAUUGGCAUGUGUUGGGUGUACUCCAGUUGCCAGCAGUCACAAGGAAACAUUGGCAGACUUGGACAACCGCAUCGUUAUAAUUGCUGGGACCUCAACUUGCCACAUCAUUUGCACUCGAACCUCUGUAUCAGUUCCUGGUGUCUGGGGUCCCUACUACUCCGCCAUGGUUCCAGGCAUGUGGGUCAACGAAGGUGGACAGAGUGUUGCAGGACGUCUGAUUGAUUUUGUGACAUCUAGCCAUCCAGCUUUCUCGGAGACUAAGACCAAAGCUGUCGACCGAGGCUUGCAUGAAUACGAAUAUCUCAAUGAUCAUCUUCAACAAAUGGCAGUCAGAAAUCAUUUCCAGACUGUAGCACACCUAACCCAUGGCUUUCAUGUGUGGCCUGAUUUCCAUGGCAACAGGUCACCAGUAGCAGACGCCAGCCUUAGAGGAAUGAUCUGUGGUCUGAGUCUCUCAGCUACAGAGGAUGAUCUGGCACUGCUCUACCUCGCCACCAUCCAAGCCCUGGCUUAUGGAACACGUCAUAUAAUCGCAGAGAUGGAGAAGAGCGGCCACAUGAUAUCCACUGUUUACCUGUGUGGUGGCCUUCGCAACAACAGACUCUAUGUUCAAACACACGCUGAUGUUCUGGGACUGCCGGUUGUCCUACCAGAAGUUGACCAGUCAGUUCUGUUAGGAGCUGCCAUGUUGGGAGCGUUUGCUUCAGGAAAAUUUGACAGCCUUCAGUCUGUUAUGUUGGCGAUGGGUGGCCAGGGGUCAGUUGUUGACCCUGAUGCAGCAGUGUCCAGUUUCCACGAGAAAAAAUUCCAAGUGUUUCUGGAGAUGCUUGGAGAUCAGCAGAAGUACAGAAAUAUGAUGAAAGAUGUGUUGAGAUCAUGA